AAGAAGACUCCCACACCCUUUCACAAGCUCACACAUCCUAUCAGUCAGUGAUAUUUUGGGGCUUUCCUCUAUACAAAAAAGAAACAUUGUGGUGGCAUUUUUCACCCAACCAAUGACAAGUUACCGCGAAGCCCGGUGGCGGAAUUUUUCCUGAAAUUUUGGCAGCUGCUCAUGUAGGUAAACACAUCAACUUUGCAAUCAAAGGAAAAACUUACCUGUUGUUCGCCUUUGGUCAGUGCCGGCUGACCCAUGGAGGAUGGCAUGAACAGUCCGGUGGCCGUCAAGGUGGAGGGCCACUCCCGUAGCGUGAUCCUCAGGUAUUUUCGGGGCGACAUCGGCAGCAUGGUGGACGCUCACUUCAGCCGUGCUCUCAGCAAAGACGGCAAGGACAACAUGCCGGUUGCCAAGGCCAAGAAAAUGCGUAAAAACAUCAAGUUAGAGGACAGCAGCAACGGCCACACCAACUUGGUCGAGCCUGCGCCCGUGACGGGCCGCCACUUGGCUUUCGGCCCCGCCGACGACCACGCCGGGCCCUGGCACUCAUUCAUCGGCAGGACAGGGGAGACGUCGGGCUUGCCAUCCGCCGCGUAUUCCGUGGAAGACCUGAGCUUGACCGGGCAACAGUACGCCUCGUCGCUGCUCAACCUCCUGCACGGCGACCGCGCCGAGAUGGCGCCCGGCGUGGCCUCUGGCUCCAAGACCGAACAUCUGGCCAAUUGGAUGGUGCCCCAAGGAUUUAGAGACUCUGUGGAGCCCGCUGGAGGCUUUGAGCCUGGUAAGCCUUCGUAUGCAAUACAGCAUCUGCAGUCAGGCUUCCUGGGAGGCUAUCAAACCUUCCAAAAUGGACAUAAUUAGAAGCAUCAUCCAAAUAAACGUGUCAUUGUUGUCCCUGCUCAAAAAUGAUUGUUGCGUUGUUUUUGAACUUGGGUUCCCGGUGAUCCGUAAACUGUAGCUUGAGGGUGAGCAAUAUAAUUUGCAAUUAAUUCUUGUGUUGUGUCAUUAUAAAUAAGUGCAUAACUAGAGCCAAUAAAAGAAACAUAAUAAAUAAAUUAGUCUUCCCUAUUUUAAUUUGGACUAAUUAAAAAUAUCUGAUAUGAUUGAUGCGUUAUCAUAUAAAUGUGACAUCCCCAAGCUAAUACUUUUUGGGGGGAAUAAAAGACCUGUUUUUUUUUGUUGGGUUUUUUUUUUCAAAAAUAUAGUCCUAUUUGUGAGAAAAUAAAUGCAUUUUGUCCAGAAUAAAAGGCAUAAUAUUGUCAUAUUUUUUAAAUUCACUGGCUAAAAUGUGCCUUUCUUACUUGCUAAACAUUGACUUUUAUAUAUUAAUAUUUUGAAUUUAUCUGGAAAGUUUUUCUCCUGGCAAAUACAUCUUUGUUUUUGUAAAGACUACACAUUUUUUCUUGGGAAAAAAAAGAAAACAACUUGAUGCUCUUAAGAUUACAAAGUGUUUUUCUCCCCCAAAAAUGAAAAGAUUUUGUUAUCAUGACUGUAGGGCUUUUUUUUUUCCUCUCGAAAAAUAGGCAGAAUUUUCAUUCCGGUGGCAUGGUAGUUAUGUUUAAUUGGUGUUGGGUAUAUGAGGGGGUCCAUGGAAAAAAAAACUCUCACCUGGACACAAAAAGUUGAAAAAUCCAUUGUAAAUUCCCACGACAGUAUGGAGUCAAUUGUGGUAUGACCAGAAUUGGCUCCACACUGAUUUUCUAACCGCCGAUGUCGCAAUAAACAUUCGGCAGAGUUCAGACAACACAAUGCCACUUUUUGCCCCAUCUUGAAUCCCUUGAAAAAAACCAACGUGGCUUAUUUGCGGAUUUUCCCCAUCCCUGAAGAGUUACAUUCUCGUCUAUUUUUAACUCUUGAGUCAUGUUUACUGUUCAUGAGUUUUUUUUCCUUGAGCUCCAUGUUAAAGUGUUAACUAUUCGUGUUUGUAAUUCAAAUGGGAUCGCCACGCCAGGAACGUGACAUCACAUUUUUCUUGUGAAAAUCGCAGUAUUUUCGCUACGGUCUUACUUUGUGCUGUUUCCUCGUGUUUGUUCCCCACCUACAGACAAGUAUGCAGUUUUGGUAUUGUUUCAGUGUUGUGUGUUCGAACCCCCUCCUUGUACAUGUGGUGUCAUUGGGCAGAUCCAGAACAGCCCAUUCAAAUGAGAAGCAAAGUGUUUUUGCUUCAAGCUGUUUAUUUGUCAUUCACCUUCAAAGUACUUUGAUUGCUUCGUGUAAACAUAUAAUGGGAAACUUUGCUCAUGAAGCAAGUGUCUGGCGAGCAAGUUAUUAUUAUUAUCAUGGUACAUUCAACGAACAAAUGUCCGUAUUUAUAACAGAGAGCAGGUUCGUGUCUAAAUGAGUGUUUUUAGAAGUAGCAGUAAGAAAUUCCCAUGUACAAAAACAUAGUUACUUUAUGUGUGGGUUUUGUCUGUAUUCUGCGUCAAGUUUUGUGAAUAAAAGACUCCAUGUGAAGGAAUGCUAAAUGCAAACCAAA
Molecule: messenger RNA, 2470 nt
Organism: Hippocampus comes (tiger tail seahorse)
Lineage: Eukaryota; Metazoa; Chordata; Actinopteri; Syngnathiformes; Syngnathidae
Gene: vgll1l
Product: vestigial like family member 1
Exons: 3
Coding region: 250-855 (201 amino acids)
Biological process (GO): regulation of DNA-templated transcription
Cellular component (GO): nucleus
Source: RefSeq, a predicted model, not a curated record